Molecule: messenger RNA, 838 nt
Organism: Gasterosteus aculeatus aculeatus (three-spined stickleback)
Lineage: Eukaryota; Metazoa; Chordata; Actinopteri; Perciformes; Gasterosteidae
Source: RefSeq, a predicted model, not a curated record
AGAAUAGAGCCGGCCGAUAACCUACAUUCUGCCCUCCGUUCCCGGUAACAUUACGUCAUUUGUCGUCUAUGUUUUGUAAUUACCGGGUGAUAACAGGGGGCAAGGCCUUUCGACAUAUUGCGCUAUAAGAGUUUGGAUGGUUCUAUUAGUGCGGAUAGUUGGUUGUUGUUGUUGUUGGACUGUCUGCAGCAGCAUGGAUCAUCACUCCGCCGCUUUGCCGUCGUUGCUGCUGCUCGCCUGUUUGGCAGGGUUUUCUACCAGUGAAACAGGAGCUGGUGGAUCCGUAGGGGAAACCUCAUACGGGCCGUCCUCAGUGGAGAUCGACGGGGUCAACGUGGUUACGGUGGGAAUCCCGUAUUAUUUUGAGUGCACAGCCAGCUGCUUCCCGGGCUGCAAGUACAGCUGGACCCGGGGUAAUGUGACCACUCAGGGGCCCGUGCUGAGCCUGCAGCUCCUGCACACGAUGCCCACGGAGACCCUGACCUGCACGGUGGUCAACACAGCAACGGGGGGGUCAGCGUCGGUCCAAAAGACGCUGCAAGUGACGGCUGGCCCGUCGAACAUACAGAUCAGCGGUCCCACCUAUCUCACUGACGGAGUUGCCUCCACCUUUAGCUGCUCGGCCAGCUGUUACCCGUCCUGCAGCUACACGUGGACUGUUUCCUGGGAAGGGCAGCAGCUCAGUAGUCACGAAGGCGAGAGCAUUUCUUUCGCUCCAUAUCAGAGCACCGUCAUCGCUGAAACUCUGAUGUGUGUGGCUCAAGACACCGUCUCACAUCUGUUCAUCUCUACGACUCUGACGCGGCCGGUGGCAAGUAAGUGAAAAGAACCAAAGGGA